AUGUCCUUGACCUCCAUCGUCUUUGGUGGGCUGGCGGGACUGUUGGUGGCGAUCAUCGGCAAGUGCGCAGAGGAACGAUUCCACAACGACACGCUGAUUCAGAUCAUCACCACGUUGUGCUGCGCAUACUUGGCCUUCUUUGUGGCAGAGAGCGAGCUCAGCACGAGCGGAGUUCUGGCGACAGUUUCGGCCGGCUUCGUUGUCGCCUACUACGCCUGGCCCCGGUUCGUCUCUUUGGAGGCAAUGGAGAUCGUUUGGGAGACUGUGGAGUUUGUCGGCAACACGGUCAUCUUCUUUCUGGCCGGCCUCCUCUUUGCAGAUACUGUGCUCGAUUCUCUUAGCCUCAUCCACCUCAGUGACUUCGGCUACUUGCUGAUGAUCUAUCUCGCGCUGCUCGUGAUCCGGGCCCUCAUGCUGGCGAUUCUUUGGAUUCCGCUCAACAAGGUGGGCUCACCGGUAGACUGGCGCGAGGCCGUCGCGAUGAUCUGGAGCGGCCUACGAGGCGCGGUGAGCUUAACCCUGGCAAUCAUCAUCGACGAGGAGCCCUUGAUCUCCAGGGAGAUGGGUGCGCGCAUCAUGUUUCACGUGGGCGGCGUGGCGGCGCUGACGCUGUUGGUCAACGCAACGACCGCAGCGCCGCUCCUGCGGGCCUUGGGCCUGGCAAGGAGUUCCCUCGCAGACGAGAAGAAGCUGGCAGUGCUCUCGAAGCAUUUGGCCGAGCAUACUGCCCACGCCAUGGCAGCUGCGCGGGAGGACAAAACUGACAUGCGCUUCAUUGGCGCGGACGAGGGUCUUCUCCGACAGAUGGUCCCGGCACUUUCGCAAGAAGCCUCCGCAGAGGUCACAGGCGACGGCGGCGAAACCGCGCAGGCCUACCGUGAAGCCUUCCUCAACGUCGUCAAGAGUCACUACUGGUCGGCCAUCCACAAGGGCAUCUUGCCACGCACCGCCGAAUCUGCCAGGCUUUUGCUGAACUCUGUUGACGUUGCCAUGGACAGUGCCUCCGAGAUUCUGGCGGACUGGGCCUUCAUCUACGAAGCCCUCGAGGCGCCCAAGAAUCAACUUGCCCGCCUGGCGGGGGAGUACAGCAUGGGCGAGACCAUGCAGAAGUCCUAUUGCGUGCUCUCAUUUCUGGAAGCGCACAGGCAAGCAAGAGAAGAGCUACCACGAUUCUUCCACAACGACAGCUUGGAGGUGCAGGAUCUCGUAGCUGCAGAGAGCACGGCGGAGGUCCUGGAGGCAACGAAGCUUCUCCAAGGAUUGCCUGCUGAUGUGGUGACCCUGGCCAGGACGGAGAUGCUUGCAAGGAAGCUGCUGCAGGAGCAGCUGGAAGAAGUUGCUGAGCUGAAGGAGCGUGGGCUCCUUACGUCAUCGGAUGCCUCGAAGCUGGAUCAUCGGGUUCAAGACUCGCUGCUCAAGUUACUGCGCCAGCCAAAGGAUCAGUGGCUGCAGAGCAAGGCAGCAGCAGAUCAGUGA
This is a messenger RNA of Symbiodinium natans, 1476 nucleotides long. Lineage: Eukaryota; Dinophyceae; Suessiales; Symbiodiniaceae. The record is from the annotation of a GenBank genome assembly.